Messenger RNA from Cooperia oncophora, 318 nucleotides. NCBI's taxonomy places the organism in Eukaryota, Metazoa, Nematoda, Chromadorea, Rhabditida, Trichostrongylidae. The record is from the annotation of a GenBank genome assembly.
AUGGGUGAAUUUGUGGAGCAUAGUCUCGAAAGUUUGCUGCCAACUUUUGAGCAACUCAGUUACGUCCAGCUUUUCACUGAGUCUGAGGUCAACGCUUUCAUAAAGCGAUGUCGGCAAUUUGAAUACAGACUGAAUAAACAUGAAAAAACUCCUCGUGAUUUCAAUCUCUAUGCCGAUUAUCUUUGCGACUUUUUGACUCUACUGAAGGCUAGAAGAGUGAAAAUGCAAUUUUGGGAGAAAAAGAAACUGAUCGAUGUACCUAUGCGAAAGAAAGUUGCCAGCAUAUACAGACGUGCAGCUGAUCGUUUCCAGGUAUAA